Molecule: messenger RNA, 1474 nt
Organism: Cannabis sativa
Lineage: Eukaryota; Viridiplantae; Streptophyta; Magnoliopsida; Rosales; Cannabaceae
Product: probable galacturonosyltransferase-like 10
Exons: 1
Coding region: 135-1265 (376 amino acids)
Cellular component (GO): Golgi apparatus
Molecular function (GO): glycosyltransferase activity
Source: RefSeq, a predicted model, not a curated record
UUCUCCAUUCCUUUCUUCUUUCUUUCCUUUUCUAUUUUCAUUCCAAUAAAUACUCUUUUUUUCUUUAAACUCCAAUCCAAUCCAACACUAUACACACUACUCCAUUCCAUUCCAUAAUCAUAUUCUUCUCUACCAUGAAUCCCAUUACCUUUUUAAUAUUUUCAUUGUUAUGUUCAUCAUCGUUUUGUUCUCGUUUGUUUCCCGAGAAAAUCACUUACAGAGGCCGAGAAAUAACCGAUUCCGAAACCAUUCCCCUCCAUUUUUUAGAGGCUCCAGAUUACAGAAACGGAUUAGAUUGCCCACUUCUUACAUUACCAUUAUCUUGUAAUCCUUUAGCUAUUCACAUAGCAAUGACUCUCGAUUCAGAGUACUUAAGAGGCUCAAUUGCUUCUGUACAUUCAGUUCUAAGACACACUUCUUGCCCAGAAAAUAUUUUCUUUCACUUCGUUGCUUCUGAUUCUGAUUCAAUAGAAAAUACCCAGUUUCUUAAUCGUGUUCUUCGUUACACUUUCCCUUCUCUGAAAUUCAAGCUUUAUUUAUUCAAAGAAAGUGUAGUAACUAAUCUGAUUUCAUCUUCAAUUCGUCAAGCUCUUAAUAACCCAUUAAACUAUGCAAGAAGUUACUUGGCUGAGUUGCUUGACUCGUGUGUUGACCGAGUUAUCUAUUUAGACUCAGAUACCAUUGUAGUAGAUGAUAUAAAGAAGCUUUGGGAGGUUACCUUAAGUGGGUCAAGAGUAAUAGGAGCACCAGAAUACUGUCAUGCUAAUUUUCAAAGCUAUUUCUCUGAAGAGUUUUGGUCAGAUAUUGAAAUGGUUAGUGAAGCUUUUGAAGGUAAUAAUAAUAAUAAUAAUGAGAAGAAAAGUCCUUGUUAUUUCAAUACAGGUGUUAUGGUUAUGGAUUUGGUUAAAUGGAGAGAAGGAGAUUACACUAGUAAGAUUGAGAAAUGGAUGAAGAUUCAAAGAGAGAGGAGAAUCUACCAACUGGGUUCUCUUCCACCAUUUUUGUUGGUUUUUGGUGGUGAGGUUGAAGGGAUUGAACAUAGGUGGAACCAACAUGGUCUUGGUGGUGAUAAUGUGGUCAACAAUUGUAGGUCAUUGCACCCUGGUCCAGUCAGUUUGCUUCAUUGGAGUGGUAAGGGAAAGCCAUGGGUGAGGCUUGAAUCCAAGAUGCCUUGUCCUGUUGAUUAUCUUUGGGAGCCUUAUGAUCUUUACAGAUCGUAUGAUGAACAUCAUGAUCAAAAUCCAAAACAACAAAUUGACAGUUGAUGAGGAUGUUUUUGAAUUUAAUUUAUUUUUAUUUGAUUCAUUAUUAAUUAUUAAUUUAUUUAUAUUUUAUUAUAAAUAUGUAGAUGAAAAGAGUGUAUAUAUAUCGAGAUACAACAAUGUGAACAGUUUUUGUAUUCACAUAAAUGAUUUUUCUAUUGAAAUUAAAACCACUUCAGUGGUUGAGACACAGAUUUUGACACCCUGUUCAA